CGUGACUGGUUGCAAACGUCCCUUGCCUUUGGUCACUCCACUCGGGUUCCCACAUUGACCGGUCAUCGAACCAUGGAGCCGCCAGCAACAGGCACAUCUUCUGCCCCGACCUAUGACCAGCAAAGAAUCCAUGCAGCCCUGUUGUCGGUUAUUCGGCAGGUGAGAUAUCUUAUGUGUACGGAGGCUCAAAUUCGGGGUCAUCUCAGAACUCCAACGCGUCAAAACAAGAAUGACAACUUUGGAUUCGACCAUAAUUCCCCGGUGCAGGAACAAUGAGGCUUACUACGCCCAUCCAGCAGCUUCUGCUCGUCCUAUUGCUUUACAGUAUAUUACGCAAUAAUGCGAUAUAAUUCCUUCAGGGAGAGGUGAUGUGUCCAAGUCCCUCCCGUCCAAGUCCCUCCCGUCCAGCACGGAAGCAAGAUAUAUAUAUAUUCAGUGACCAUCGUUAUCAUCAAGGGUGACUAGCAGGGUGCGUGCUACACCCUUCUCCUCGAUUCAAUACCCAGAGACCGAAAUCACAUCUCAUCGACUUGCAUAUUGGUUCUAUCGGGCGAUGCAGGUGGGUGAAUUUCGUAGUUCUUCGCAGGGGAAGAUGAGGGACGGAAAUAAUCGUCAUUUGAAUGCGCAUCGUGUGCUCCGACUGUAAAGUCUCGCGUGCGAUAGGCUGAACAAAGCCGGUCAGACUCAAUCUCCCGCCAGCGACGUAUCUGUCCAAGCUACCCGAAGCUUGGAUUCCACAAUUCUGCACGCCGCAACUUAUCCGGGGAGUCUCCAUAUGCACGGGACAACAGCCCAGGAAGCUAACCGACAGGCGGUUGCAUACAUUCUGUGAUGGUUGUUGCUGCCCCUUCCGUUGUCUUACCUGAUCGGUUACAUGGUUCGUGCCCCGGCCAAGCAAUAUGACCAUUAUGUAAGAUGGCCUUCAUUUGGCUGGCUCGCGCGUUCGUGGACACAGGUCACGCCACGCGCGCGACCCCCACAAACCUUCACUUCUACCCGACGCGUUCCAACGAUACUGCGCGUCACUGACCAGGCAUGUCAUCGCAUAUUUUCGUUCAACGUCCGGAACCCUCAAGAUGAAGUUGUCUUCAUCUACACGAGAGACGGCCAAGCGUAAGGCUGGCGAGUACCCGGGUGCCGGGUGCCGGGUGCGAACCGCCCGCACAACGGGCUGUGACACCGGGCUGUCCGCGCGAUGCGUUUGCCCGAACGAGGAUGACCGUUUGCAUCCAGACAUGGGUAACCAUGAUCUUGAUCUUCCCCCAAUAAAUGGCCUCCAGCUGAAGUCGGGACUGUUGGUUGCAUCCACUCUCGCACCGCAAUCACAACAUGAACUGGGUCUUGUGCAAGCUUGGAGUGCACGCUCCCCUGGCCGCGAGGUAUGCGCACUUUCUGGAACGAGGCUCAGAGCACUCGCUGACAGCCAGCCUUGCGUACGAAGCGUCCCGGACCAAGAGGGCCGUAUCAACCACCGACGCGUCACAUCCGUGCCACGGGUCCCUGAUUCUCGGUCCCGCGGAGGCGCUAAUGCACGAGUCUCAUCGGCUGCACCGUCUGGCCGGUUACGAUGCCAACGUUGCUGUGGCACGCGUUCACGGACCUACCAUUGCCGACACUUCCGCGAUCCAAUAGCGUAUCUCCGUCGGACGGGCUGCGCAAACGCGAAGAUAUUGAAGGAGCGGAGUUGAUACUAUGGACCGUUCGAUUGCGGAAUUACUGGGCUAGAAGCAUGCUUCGGACCCGAAGUGACCGUUGUCGCGCGAGAAAUCGAUGUCGAUUAUGUUGGCAUGAGAACGUCCGUAAGAUCAAGACAUGUAAGGGAAAUCUGGUAAAGUAAUCAAACUUGGACGGGCGCCCGUCAAACAAGGGGCCGUUGGGACAUCGGUCAUCGGGAAUGACCACGGCCUUCCGCUAUUCUGGAGGCGACCCAUUGGACGUGGUUUCUGGAUGGUCCCGUAGUGUCGGCCACCGUUGUGUCAGUGUUCGACCACCGAUGACACGGCUCAACGUCAAGAUCCAGGAGCCGGAGGUCAUCACUCAAGCUGGGCUGAACGAUCGCCUUGACCUGGUUGCGGAUCGACUGUCGAGCACAAACUGGAGACAGUGAUUCGUUAGCAUGACUUCAUCGGACGCAUCAGCUUUUCCCAAACCUCAAAGAGGGUUCAUACCGCCGACCAACAUACUCCCCCGACGCGUAUUCAGGUAUGUCCUUAUCGUCUGUGCCACAUCCACAGACCCUGUCAUGAAUCGGACCCUCGUGCCGGGGUUCCGCGAGGGCUCAUUCUUGCGGUUUCGACGGUAGUAGAGGACGAAUCGGAGGAUCUAUCACGGUCAGCCUAUGGAUCGCGGGCUGGUCGGCGGUCGUGGUACCUUGAAUUCUUGGCGAUCGAGGUCCAGCAAAUGCUGCAUGUUCACCCACCGACGGUUAUCUAGACCGUGUUAGCUCAGCCCACCGUUCGGGGAGACAGGAUGCGGUGCUGCGACGCGCGGUACCUAAGUCCUCCAUUUGCCAAACCACGAUGAGCUUCCGGACCAUAGCGCGGUGCUGUUCACUCGCCAUGACCAGGGUCUGGAUGAGCGAAAAGACUCGCGCAAUCCCGAUAUCCUCUACGAUCAGUAGCACGAUCCCGAAGGGGGCCAGAUCCGGCGGUCGCCCAUACGGUCCCAGCACGAGCGCGCUGUGUGGAAUAUUGUGGAGAUGCUUGGCAUUAUAGAGCGCCGCCGCCAGUGCCGAAGACUGCGGGCGGGCCAGCACCCGUAGCGUUCGGUGACCCAUCGCAGUAUACCAGGACGUCCUCCCUCUCGAUCCAUGCCGUUGGCUGACAGUGGGCACGGCUGCAUCGCGUUCUGCCGCUGUCGCCACCUGUCUCAAUUCCACCCCUUGUUC
Molecule: messenger RNA, 2887 nt
Organism: Aspergillus calidoustus
Lineage: Eukaryota; Fungi; Ascomycota; Eurotiomycetes; Eurotiales; Aspergillaceae
Source: the annotation of a GenBank genome assembly